Molecule: messenger RNA, 849 nt
Organism: Electrophorus electricus (electric eel)
Lineage: Eukaryota; Metazoa; Chordata; Actinopteri; Gymnotiformes; Gymnotidae
Gene: dctn6
Product: dynactin subunit 6
Biological process (GO): mitotic spindle organization
Cellular component (GO): dynactin complex
Molecular function (GO): dynein complex binding
Source: RefSeq, a predicted model, not a curated record
CAUUUUCUCCUGCGUCGAUAAACAGGGUUUGUAAUCGAGUACAAACAUCAUUCAUUCCUUCAAGAUGGCUGACCCAAAUGCAAAGCAAACGAACCCAAAAAGUGUCAAAAUAGCGGCCGGUGCUGUGGUAUGUGUGGAGAGCGAAAUAAGAGGGGAUGUCACUAUCGGGCCAAGAACGGUGAUACACCCUAAAGCCCGCAUUAUCGCAGAGGCUGGUCCAAUCGUGAUAGGUGAGGGAAACUUAAUUGAAGAGCAAGCGCUCCUCAUUAACAGUUAUCCAGAAAACAUCAUGCCUGACACAGAUGGAGUUGAAACCAAAACAAUGAUGAUAGGCACCAACAACGUUUUUGAAGUUGGCUGUGUUUCCCAAGCACUGAAAAUUGGGGACAACAAUGUGAUUGAAUCGAAAGCCGAUGUAGGGAGGAAUGUGAUUUUGACGAGUGGAUGCAUCAUCGGGGCAUGCUGCCAGGUGAACACCUGUGAGAUGAUUCCGGAGAACACGGUUAUCUACGGUUCCAGCUGCAUGCGCAGGGUGCAGACAGAGAGGCCGCAGCCCCAGACUCUGCAGCUGGAUUUUCUGAUGAAGAUUCUACCCAACUACCACCAUCUAAAGAAAACGGUGAAAGGGAACUCCACACCUGCCAGGAGCUGAAAUCGGUCUCAUUGCAACAUUGCACACAACAGUCUGUGUAACACAAAUAGCUCAAGCUUGAGUCAAAUGUAUUUUAUUUCAUUGGCUAAUGGUCACUACAGUCUAGUAAUUAUUAUCCAUGUGCUACAUUGUCUUUAACAUUUGUAUUUAUUAUUGCUUGUUAUUAAAUGCAUUCCCACCCAGCUACUUUGAUCCUA